AACUACUUUACACCGUGUUGUGCUGUUUCAGCGAUGUCUCUUUAAAUGAGGGAGCGUGUGUAAUAAGUGUGGCUGUGGUUGGUUUUCUUCAGCUCUGUCUGUUAGUUCGCAUAAUAUCCGAUAAACGCGAGCAACGCGCAGCGCGUGCAGUUCAAAACAGAACGUUCCGAGUCUGACAAACAAACAGAGCGCUUUACGUUUCUGAAGGAUGGAAAAAACGUGUUUGUCGUUCUAUUCGGAUUCCGGAGCAACAUUUUAUUAAUUUGAUCAGUAUGUCAGUGGAGCUUUGAAGAACUUUCUACUUGGAUACAUCAGGUGUGAUAGGACUACUAACUGCCUGGAGCAACAACUCGAAGCAUUGAAUACACAGACUGGAUGUAACCUUUAGGCUUAUCCCGCACAAUAACUCUUCUUAAUCUAUAUAAAGUGCUUUGUUUUGGUCUGUAACUUUGAUGCGCGCGGUUGCUUUAGUAAGCAACUGUCAGCGCAGACGGAGCAUCGCAGUGAAUCUACUUCCAGAUGUCCAUCUCUCUCUGCUCGUAACAGGUGGAGCUCAUUUCACUCCAUCUGUCCGCUGCUGAAGUGGCAUAUAUGGGCAACCAGGUUGACAAACUGUCACACCUAAGUUACGCCGAAGUUCCCACGACCGACCCUAACGGGCUCGACACGGAGGAAGACGGCCCGCGGAUCGGGGUCUCCUACAUUUUCGCCACCGACGACGACGAACUGGACGAUAAUCAUCAUCAGCAUGUCGAUGGAUCGGAGCAGAAGGAGGAAGAGAAGCACUACGAGCUGGACUGCGCGGUUUACCACCGAGACGAGUGCAUUUAUGAGAGAAGUAGCAACACUACGGAACAGGAGACGUUCAGCCCGGAGAAUUUAUUGAACAAAUGUAAGCCCGGGGACGUGCUGGAGUUCGUGUCCGCCGGGCAGUACCCGCACUGGGCUGUGUACGUGGGGGACGUCCAGGUGGUGCACCUGCACCGGGCGGAGGUCAAGAACAGUUUUCUGACCGAUGCUAGUCAGGGCAGGAGGGGCAGGGUCGUAAACGAGCUGUACAAAUACAAACCUCUCAGUCCUGACAUGGUGGUGCAGAACGCGAUGGAGCAGGUGGGGGCCAAAGACAGAGAGCUAAGUUGGAGAAAUUCGGAGUGUUUCGCCGCCUGGUGCAAAUUCGGUAAACGGGAGUUCAAGAUGGGAGGGGAGAUACGGAUAGGAAAACAGCCGUACAGAUUAAAGCUCUUCUUGCCUGACAAACAGUUUCAUGUGCUGGAGUUUCAGAGUUUGGAGGAUUUGAUCAUGGAAAAGAGGAGAAACGAUCAGAUCGGCAAAGCGGAAGUUUUACAGGAGUUGGCACAUCAUUUGAUGAAUAACGGAAGUGAAGCGAACGUUCAUUGACGUGCAACAGGUAGCGGACAGAAAUGUAACCCAAAAUAUGAUUCUAACGAAACCCGUCCAGAACAUUUAACUGCAAAUAUUGAACAAAAUGUUUUUUGUUUAAAGAAAAUGACAAAACUCCAUGAUACAAUACUAGCUCUUCAUCAUAUCACUGCGCCGCUCCCAUAGCAGAUGUUCUCAUGAAAGGGACUACAUCUUUUAGUGGAAGGAUAUUACUUAAUUUAAUAAUGAUAAUAAAAGUUUAAAUAUAAAAA
This is a messenger RNA of Carassius carassius (crucian carp), 1652 nucleotides long. Its product is annotated as protein LRATD2-like. The record is from RefSeq and is a predicted model, not a curated record. The coding region runs from base 592 to 1398 and encodes 268 amino acids. NCBI's taxonomy places the organism in Eukaryota, Metazoa, Chordata, Actinopteri, Cypriniformes, Cyprinidae. The transcript has a single exon.